UGUGGGGUUGUGAUCUUCAGUAAAGGAAACAAGGAGCCCCAAUCAAAACGCUUGACCCUUCAUUAGAAUAAUUCCAGCCUUACCCAUCUCACCCCCCUAAUGACUAUGGGUAAGAAACACACUGUGUCAGCCUCUUUAACAUAAAAAAAUCAGCAUUUGAGGAAAAAUCAGGCUGAAGCAAAUGUAAUCCUAUUAAAGAGACCAUCAUUAUAAAACUUUAUGGACACAAAUCACUCUAUCCCCUACCAUCUACCUUUGGGGCAUGGCAAGAUGAAUGUCUUCAUACGAUGAUGAUGGCUAAAAAGCAAGAUUCCCGGGUGCCUAUCUACAAUUUGGUUGUAGUUGGCUUGUCGGGCACAGAAAAAGAGAAGGGCCAAUGCGGUGUGGGCAAAUCUUGCCUUUGUAAUCGCUUUGUUCGUCCCAGUGCUGAUGAUUUUCACCUGGACCACACAUCAGUGUUGAGCACUAGUGACUUUGGUGGUCGAGUUGUCAACAAUGACCAUUUUUUAUUCUGGGGAGAAGUCGGCCGAGUUCUAGAGGAUGGGUCGGAGUGCAGAAUGCAUGUGGUUGAGCAAACCGAGUUUAUUGAUGACCAGACGUUCCAACCACACCGCAGCACUGCCUUGCAGCCAUACAUCAAACGGGCUGCUUCCACUAAAUUAGCCUCUGCCGAGAAGCUAAUGUAUUUCUGCACGGACCAGCUGGGUCUUGAGCAGGACUUCGAACAAAAACAGAUGCCUGAGGGAAAGCUGCAGGUGGAUGGAUUUCUGCUUUGUGUCGAUGUGAGCAGGGGAAUGAACCGUAACUUCGAUGACCAGAUGAAAUUUGUCUCCAACCUGUACAAUCAUCUGAGCAAAACAAAAAAGCCUGUUGUUCUGGUCCUCACUAAGUGUGACGAGGGUGUGGAGCGCUACAUCAAAGAUUCUCAUACCUUUGCCAUUACUAAAAAGAACUUGCAGGUUGUUGAGACGUCAGCACGGUCAAAUGUCAAUGUAGACCUUGCUUUCCUGACCUUGAUACAGCUCAUUGAUAAGGGGAGGGGCAAGCCUAAAAUUAUACCUUACUUUGAAGCACUCAAACAUCAGAGUCAAUUGAUAGCUUCAGCAAAGGACCGCUAUGAAUGGUUGGUGAACCACAUUGUUAAAAAUCACAAUGAGACCUGGCCAAACAUCAGCAGGCGUAUGCAGACCUCCCCAGAGUACAAGGAGUAUGUCUUCUUAGAAGGUACAGCGAAGGCCAAAAAGCUUUUCCAGCAGCAUAUUCACCGCCUUAAGCAAGAACACAUAGAGAAGCGUCGCAAGGCCUAUUUGAGCAUGCUCCCACUGGCCUUAAGUUCCUUAGUAUCAGAGCUGGACGAAAUAGAGCAUUUGAGUUGGUCAGGGGUUCAGAAAGUCCUAGAGUCCAAGAAGGACUUUGACCAUUGGUUUGUGGUACUUGAAGAUGCACCGUGGGAAGAGACACCACACCUUGACAACAUGGAAGACGAACGUAUCCCCUUUGAUGUGUUGGAUACAACUGCAGCAGAGAUCAUAUUUGAUGCUCAUCUCGAGCACUUGCGCAAUGAAUGCAAGCGUGCCGAGAUGCGACAGGAAUUCAAGGCUAAACUAGCGACUUCACCCUUUGUGACCCCAGGUAGGCCCUGGGAAGAGGCCCGCAGUUUCAUAAUGAAUGAAGACUUUUACCAGUGGCUUGAGGAACCAGAAUAUUUGGACAUCUACAAUAGGCACCAGAAGGCAAUCAUUGAUAGAGCAAAGGAGGACUUCCAAGAACUUCUCCUGGAGUACUCUGAGCUUUUCUAUGAGCUAGAGGUGGAUGCCAAGCCCAGUAAGGAAAAGAUGAGUGCAAUUCAAGAAGUGCUCGGUGAGGAACCACGCUUCAAGGCACUGCAGAAACUGCAAGCUGAAAGAGAUGCUCUGGUGUUGAAACAUAUCCAUUUUGUUUACCAUCCUACUAAAGAGACUUGUCCUAGUAGCCCACACUGUGUUGACAACAAAAUAGAGCAGAUAUUAGCCUCAUGCUUCCCCACACGGUACCCUUCCUAUGGAAGAUCCCACAUGAGUGAUGGCAAGGCAGACAGAAUCAACCUAGUGAUUUUAGGGAAAGAUGGUUUAGCAAGAGAACUAGCCAAUGAGAUUAGAGCAUUGUGUACUAGUGAUGACCGUUACGUGCUGGAUGGAAAGAUGUAUGAGUUGAUUCUUCGUCCCAUUGAGGGCAAUGUGAGGCUUCCAGUUAAUUCCUUCCACACUGCCACAUUUUCUCCCCAUGGGUGUCUGUGUUUGUACAACUCAAAGGAAUCUCUCUCUUAUAUUGUAGAGAGUACAGAGAAGUUACGCGAAUCAACGCUUGGCAGGAGGGAUAGCCAUCUAACUCAGCUUCCUCUAUCCCUCCUGUUAGUCACAAAAAGAGGUGCUGGAGGAUUAGGUGAAAUAGGUGGGGAUACUGCCCAGUCACUAAUUUCACAGGGACAACAGGUAGCCAUAAAACUACAGUGCAACUACUUGGACCCUGGCUCACUAGGCACAGGCUAUGGACGCAAUGUGAAUGAAAAGCAGAUUAAUCAGGUUUUGAGAGGUCUUCUUGACAUUAGAAGGAGUGCAGCUUUUCGCAACAGCUCUCCACCCCCUCCCCCUAUACCUCCAAGCAUCAAAGACUUGCAACAGGAUCCCAGUCCCGAGGCAGACUUGCGAAUCGUCAUGUGCCUCAUGUGUGGAGACUCUUAUGACGUUGACCAACUUCUUUCACCAUUUUUACUGCCUCAGCAUUGUAGACCAACCUCUCCCCAAGCUAGCAGUACAUCAGUACUGCUGGAACAGAUGGUUGCUGGUCAUAGGCAGACCAUUGAGCUUUUGCUGCUCUCCUACCAUGCAUCAUUCACCAUGCGCAAGAGUCGACUGGUGCACGGCUAUAUUGUUGUGUACUCUGCUCGCCGCAAGGCUUCGCUGGAGACUCUGUGUGCCUUUUUGUGUGAGGUUCAGGACAUAAUUCCAGUCCAGAUCCUGGCUGUAGGGGAAACCCAAGCUGAGCUUACAGACUCUGAGACUGCACGAGAGCUGCUAGUCCAAGGUGAGGAGCUGGCUCAAGAGAUUGAGGGUCGCUUCAGCAGUGUGGUGUGCGGCCCAGGUGGAGUUGUCGGAGGACUACACAGAAUAGACCUAUUGCAAUCAUUCUUCAUGGAAGUAGUAGAGAAACGGACCAUUGUGGAGGCUACUCACAUGUAUGAUAAUGUAGCUGAGGCUUGUAGCACAAAUGAGAAUGUGUACUCCCCCCGAUGUGGUUCACCAAGCCCUGUCACAAUGAUUUUAGACUCUGAGGAAGAUAUGGAGGCUUCCCCGCCUUACCAUGAAGGUACGCUUACCUCUCAUGGUGGAUUUAAACUGCAUGAUCUGGAACCAGGUGACACAUUCUCUGUCAUUUCUGAUCUCAGCACCUUUGAGAAUAAACUCAACAACAAAGUCCCACCACAAGUGAAACCCAAACCUUGUGUCAGCUUCGACCUUCGAAAGACCAACUUCAGCCCCUACAUGGAUCCAGUCAGCCAUCGUCGAUCACUUACCUCCAAUGUAACUUGGCCGCCCAGUGGGGAUGGGUUGUAUGACCCUUCAGACUAUGCAGAGCCGAUGGAUGCUGUUUCGAAGCCUCGUCCCAGUCAUGAGGAGAGCAUUUACUCUGUGCCGCAUGACAGCACUCAGGGUAAGAUCAUCACUAUUCGCAAUGCUAACAGGAUGCACUCCAAUGGUGGAGGCAACAGUUCUGACAGUGAGGGAGAUGGAAGCUCUUUGGAGCGCCGACGAAAGUUGUCAGCUGCAGGGGUUAAGCCCCGACUGUACCGGGAUCGUUCCAAGCGCUUGGGGAAGUUCAGCAGCUUCCGUACCAGUUUCUCUAUUGGCAGUGAUGAUGAGCUUGGGGCUCUCCAGAAGACGAAGGAGGAUGAGGUGGCAGUGUUGAAGGGUGACUCCCUCAACGAGGAAGGGGAAGAUCCCAAGAAGAGAAACAUCUGGAGUCUGCGUCGACCGGGAAAGAAAACAAGACCAAAGCCUCGACACUCUAUCUCUAAGCCUAUGGAGAGCAACUACUUUGGAGUGCCUUUGGUUAAUGUUGUCUCCCCAGACAGACCUAUUCCAGUCUUCAUUGACAAGUGCAUCCGAUAUAUAGAGGCAACUGGACUGACCACUGAGGGCAUAUACAGAGUGAGUGGAAACAAGGCUGAGAUGGAAAGCAUGCAGAGACAGUUUGAACAAGACCAUAACUUGGACCUGGUAGAGAAGGACUUUACAGUAAAUACAGUGGCAGGUGCCCUGAAGAGCUUCUUCUCUGAGCUUCCUGAGCCUCUGGUACCAUACAGUUUGCAGGUGGAGCUAGUGGAGGCUUUCAAGAUCAAUGACAGAGAGCAGAGGCUACACACCAUGAAAGAUGUGCUGAGGAGGUUUCCUCGUGAGAACUAUGAUGUCUUCAAGCAUGUCAUGAGCCACUUAAACAAGGUGAGCCAGUGGAAUAGGGUUAACCUGAUGACCAGUGAGAAUCUGUCCAUCUGUUUCUGGCCCACGCUGAUGCGUCCUGACUUCACCACUAUGGAUGCUCUGACAGCCACACGCACCUACCAGACAAUCAUCGAAACCUUCAUUCACCAGUGCGCUUUCUUCUUUUACAACCAGCCUCCUGCUGAAUCUCCCACGGGCCCAUUUGGACCUCCUGGACCUCUGGUGCCCUCCGGCCUGCCCCCUUCCCCAACCACCUCCUGCUGUCCCCCACCCCAACAUUUUAGCCCCCUGUUACAAUCGCCCCCUCACUCCCCCCCUCAGAGCCCCCACACCACCCCAGCUGAACCACAGACACUGUGA
This is a messenger RNA of Chanos chanos (milkfish), 4838 nucleotides long. It is a transcript of the gene arhgap35b, whose product is annotated as Rho GTPase activating protein 35b. Gene Ontology annotation, molecular function: GTP binding; GTPase activator activity; GTPase activity. The coding region runs from base 288 to 4838 and encodes 1516 amino acids. The transcript is spliced from 6 exons. The record is from RefSeq and is a predicted model, not a curated record. Gene Ontology annotation, biological process: regulation of cell size; Rho protein signal transduction; regulation of axonogenesis. Gene Ontology annotation, cellular component: cytosol. NCBI's taxonomy places the organism in Eukaryota, Metazoa, Chordata, Actinopteri, Gonorynchiformes, Chanidae.